UCCCGCACCCUCUGUUCUGCAUCUUCCUCUAUUCUGUACCCAUAUAAUGCUUCAAGAGCGCCGGCGGCAAUGGCAACGUCGCUGCCCCUCCCGUGCUUUGCUCUUCCGAAGCUCUCCGUGUCCUCCGGCGCAGGCGCCGGAAGCCACAAUCUGUUAUUCUUCCGCCAAACGAUCCGUUUUCCAAGGCCUUGUAACCGGAAACAUGCGACGAGGAGGCGAGCUCUGAGAGAAUGGCAAGAAGAAUACGAGGAGGCGGUCAAGGACAAAGACCUCGCUCGAGCUCUCCGAUUCCUGAACUCUUCGAUUACGGAGUCCGCUUCAGGUGAAUUGGGAAAGUGGGAGAGGGAUUGGGAGGUUCUGGAUACUUGCUUGAAUGCCGACGACAUGGCCCUCGUCUCCGCUGCCUAUUCCUUUCUCAAGCAAAGGGGCUUCUUGCCCAAUUUUGGCAAGUUCACGAAUAUUGUUUUGGAGGGCCCAAGAGAUGUUACACCAAGCAUUUUGAAGUCUUCAACUGGAUUGGAAGUGUCUAAACUUUCACCAAAGAAGUGGGGUCUUUCUGGAAGCUCUAGCGUCAUUAUGGUUGCUUUACUUGGUGUAUUAUCAUAUCUGCUAAAUCAAGGAAUAGAUGUCAGGCCUAAUAUAGCAGCCAUAUUGGGUUUAGCCAUGAUGGACUCUAUAUUCCUUGGAGGUUCUUGUUUAGCUCAAAUCUCUAGUUACUGGCCUCCACAUAGGCUUCGUAUUCUUGUUCAUGAAGCAGGGCAUCUCCUUAUAGCAUACCUUAUGGGUUGUCCAAUUCGCGGAGUAAUUUUGGAUCCAAUCGUUGCAAUGCAAAUGGGCAUUCAGGGGCAGGCAGGGACACAAUUUUGGGAUGAGAAACUUCAAAAUGAGCUUGCUGAAGGCCGACUAAGUGGUACUGCCUUUGACAGGUACUGCAUGGUGCUUUUCGCUGGGAUUGCUGCUGAGGCUCUUGUCUAUGGGGAAGCUGAGGGUGGAGAAAAUGAUGAAAAUUUGUUCAGGAGUAUAUGUGUUAUUUUGGAACCCCCACUGUCCGUUGCACAGAUGUCAAAUCAAGCGAGGUGGUCAGUUCUGCAGUCUUAUAAUCUACUCAAAUGGCAUAGACAUGCCCAUCGAGCUGCUGUGAAAGCUCUGGAGGGUGGCAGCAGUCUAGGUGUUGUCAUCAGGAGAAUUGAGGAAGCAAUGUCUUCAACUGGAUGAAACAUGAAAUGCAAUGUAUAGCUGCAACUGGUAAAACCAAGGUAGAAGGCUACGAAGAGGAUGCAAAGAAGUCUGAAGAAUGUACAUACAUAUAUUGAUAUAUAUCGAAGUCAGAACGGUAUUCUUUUGGAGGGUGAGACUGAUGGAGGCCAUUGUCUUUAAUGGAAUGGCUGGUAGCUUGGUGGCGAUUAGGGCAAGUUUGGCACGUGGAACCGGAAAUCCAUCCAUGUUGAAGAAGAAGAAGAGCAGCUUCUUCCUUUUUGGAAUCUGGUAGCCAUGAUCAGCUGCUAAACUGUCACUGCUUGUCCUGGCAUGGUGAUGGAAAUCCAAAAGUAAUAGAAACUGGGUAGAUUGUAUCUAUUUGCAAUUGGCAGGGGUAUUGGAACAAUGUAGUCAUCAUGUGGAGCAUUUUGUACAAUGAAAAUGGUUUCUGAUUCACACCAAGAAGGCCAUGCGUUCAUUCAUGUUGUUGCCAUACUCCUUGAGGAUGAUAAUAUUUUUCAAAAU
Diospyros lotus (date-plum) is the source of this 1722-nucleotide messenger RNA. RefSeq lists its product as uncharacterized. Gene Ontology annotation, biological process: proteolysis. Gene Ontology annotation, molecular function: ATP binding; ATP-dependent peptidase activity; metalloendopeptidase activity. The transcript has 8 exons. The coding region runs from base 70 to 1215 and encodes 381 amino acids. NCBI's taxonomy places the organism in Eukaryota, Viridiplantae, Streptophyta, Magnoliopsida, Ericales, Ebenaceae. The record is from RefSeq and is a predicted model, not a curated record.